AGUUCGGGUGGGCUGUGCCAAAAAAAAAAAGAAAAAAGUCUAAAGAAAGACGAGUGUCACCUUACUAUCUCUCUCUCUCUCUCUCUUCUUCUUUCUUUUUCUUUUUUUUUGUUUAUUUCCACCACAAAACCUGCCGUGUACUUGAACUCAUGUCGUUCAUAGGGCCCACUCCUCUUCAACAAAAGAAACAAGAGGAACAGAACAUUCAAAAAGUACGAGCACUACUUCGUUUGCCGGCGAACAAAAAGUGUUUUGACUGUCCCACCAAGAGUCCUUUUUUUGUCAAUGUGAGCAUACAGACGUUUGUAUGCAGCCGAUGCUCAGGCCUUGUCCGUGAAGUAGGGCAUCGCGUCAAGUCGAUCUCAGCGAGCACCUUUUCUGGUCAAGAGGUAGUGGCGUUGCAACAAGGAGGCAAUGAGGUUGCGAAAUCCAUCUGGUUAAGUAGUUAUCGCAUGGAUAAUGUUGAACCUGAGACGGACAAUGAUGUCAGAGCCUUCAUCCGCCAAAAGUAUUACGAGCACAAGUGGCUAGACCGCGAUCUAUUGCAGUCGCAGACGGACAAGGUGCAGGCGAUCGUGAAAGAAAUGUUUACGGACGAAGGUUUUCGACGUAGAGGGGCCAAAACACCACCCAUUCCCAGUGUGUCUGGGGCCCCGACGCCUUUGCCAAAACCGACCCGGCCUGCUUCGUUACAACUGACGCGCUCAGCAUGGAAACCAGAGAUCACUUCACCCGCUGUUGAGGAUGAUCCAGUCGCUCGUCGUCAGCCAAUGUCGGCACGUGAACCAAGUGGCUCGUCACCAGUGCCAUCAGGAGGCUUUGCUUUGCCACCUUCAUCCGUCCCUGUUACACCAUUGAAGCUCGAUCAUACUCCGCGGCGUAUCUCGCAACCACCGUUACCGUUACCGACACAACCAUACCACCAGACACAGCCACAACAGCAGCAACAGCAGCAGCCACAACUACCACAACAACAACAACAACAGCAACCCACCACGCCAUCCAGCAGCAUAUUCUCAGAGCUUGCAGGAUUGGUUCCUGAAACUUCAAAAUCGGCACGUAGAGCCACGUACACGGGUGGUAUUUUGACACCUUCGACGCCUGGUGCACCAAGUCCGACUGCUUUACAGUUUUCCUCAAUGUUUCAGACGUCAACAACAACAAAUACACAACAACAGAACGAACCAUUCAAAUUCACUUUUACACAACAACAGCAGCAGCAGAAGAAAUCUGUCACAGAAGCUAUUACCACUACCACUACCACUACAAGUAAACCAGAAGAUGACCCUUAUGCCGCAUUACGCGGUCUUACAAUCAGUUCUCCUGAGCCACCUAAACAGCAGGAGCCAGAUAUACCCAAUUUUCAUGAGCGCCAAGACUCGGAUGAAAUAUCGUGGACCGGUGAGUGUGGAGAGCAACCCCCCCCAUCAUCAAGAAACAUUUUACAAGAAAAAAAAAAAAGACUCAUAUCUAUAAUCUUGGACAGAAUUUUCCACAUCCACGGGUGAUGCCGAUUUUGGCGAUUUUGCUUCUUCUUCUUCAACUUUCUCUGUCCCACAACAACAAGCACAACAACAACAGCCAUCACCUGCUAAUGAACUGAAAAACACAAAUAUUUUUGGUGACCUUGAUCCGAUUGCCCAAUUCAAGCGUUCGUCUUAUCGAGUUUGAAAAACCAGGGUUUUUUGAAAAUUAAAACUGUUUUAUAUAUGGAUUAUACAAAAAGUUCUUGGAGAUUGAUUCGACGUUGGAUGAUGGUGGCAAUGAUGAUGAUGAUGAUGAUGAUGUUAUGAGGAUAGUUUUAAAUGCUACUCGUUAAUGAUACAUAGUCCGGAGUGG
Messenger RNA from Zychaea mexicana, 1839 nucleotides. RefSeq lists its product as uncharacterized. The coding region runs from base 150 to 1508 and encodes 452 amino acids. The transcript is spliced from 7 exons. NCBI's taxonomy places the organism in Eukaryota, Fungi, Mucoromycota, Mucoromycetes, Mucorales, Lichtheimiaceae. The record is from RefSeq and is a predicted model, not a curated record. Gene Ontology annotation, molecular function: GTPase activator activity.